CUCUCUCUCUCUCUCUCUCUCUCACACACACAAGCAUUCCUAUAGGGCUUGUUUAUUCUGAGGCCUACAAUAGAAUGUCGAAGAUGACAAGCAAUAGAGUGGUUGCUAAAAGCUUCAGUUGGUAUGAGCCGAAGCUUGGAUAUUGUGUAUUUAUAGGAUACUUCAUCCUGGCUUUAACCACCUUCACUCUUCUUAAACCUUUUUUGGAUCUUCUACCAAUUUCGAAUUUGCAACUGUCAAUGGGCACUGGCCUCAAUAAACUAGUAAUUGAGGACACAAACAGUUCUCAGCCAUCAAUUUCAGGUGGAGAAUUAAUAAUUUUGAAACAGGAGAGAAAGCCAAUUUGCAAUGUUUCGAACCCGAAAUUCGACUUUUGUGAUAUUGAGGGAGAUGUAAGGAUUCAUGGUAGUAAUUCCUCCACCAUCUUAUUUGCUGCUUCAUCUCAAAUGGGUACUUUGGAAGGAGAUGAAUCAUGGUUCAUCAAACCUCAUCCUAGAAAAUAUGACCGAAAUGCAAUGAAGUUUAUUAAGGAAUUCUCAGUAAAAGCCAUUGUGGAUCAUGAAGAAGCCCCACCUUGUACAGUAAAUCACAAUGUUCCGGCCAUUGUCUUCUCAAUUGGAGGAUACUCAGAUAAUCAAUUCCAUUCUUUUUCCGAUUUACUCAUUCCUCUCUUUACAGUUUCCGCCCAAUUUCAUGGUGAAGUUCAGUUUCUUGUCGCCAAUUUUGAAAAAGAUUGGAUUAUCAAAUUCCAAGCAGUACUAGAACAACUUUCUAAGUAUGAAAUCAUCGAUAUUGAUACCGAUGAUAAGGUUCGUUGUUUCCCGCGUAUGAUUGUGGGUCUAAAGUUUUACAAGGACUUGAAAAUUGAUCCCUUAACAGCUUCAAAUGGGUACUCCAUGAAAAUGUUCAGGAAGCUCUUAAGAAAGGCCUAUUCAUUGAAGAAAUCAACUGCAAUCAAGAUUGGUCCUCAUACACAAGAGAAGCCUAAGCUUCUGAUCAUAUCACGUAAAGGGUCUAGAUCAUUUAUGAAUGUUGAUGAAAUAGCUGAAAUGGCUAAAAGCUUAGGGCUUGAAGUGGUUGUCUCUGAGGCUACAAAGAAUUUGAAUGAGUUCUCCCUUGUCUUGAACUCUUGUGAUGUGAUGUUAGGAGUUCAUGGAGCAGGGCUCACAAACUUUGUUUUCCUUCCUACCAAUGCAAUAGUAAUACAGGUACUUCCUUGGGGUGGAUUUGAAUGGGUAGGUUCUAAUUGUUAUGGGAAGCAACCUACCUUGGAGAUGGACUUAAGGUAUUUGGAGUAUAAGAUCAAGGUAGAAGAGAGCUCUCUACUACAACAGUACCCUCUUGAUCAUCCAGUCAUUAAGGAUCCUUCUUCAGUAACUAAUCAUAGCUGGGGACUAUUUAAAUCUGUAUACAUGGAUAAGCAAAAUGUAAAGAUCAAUGUGGGUAGAUUUAGAGCUACCUUAUUAGAAGCACUUGACCUUCUCCAUUACUAGCUGGGUUCAAGUAUAUUUAUGUUGUUGACUUAUAGUCUUCUUGAAUUUGAACUUUGUCUAGGGAACUUUCAGUGUAAAUCAUUUUUAUUCUCAAUAAUUUGUUCUCUACUUUAUUGAAUUUUCAUCUCAUCCGCUCUU
Macadamia integrifolia is the source of this 1631-nucleotide messenger RNA. Its product is annotated as alpha-1,3-arabinosyltransferase XAT3-like. NCBI's taxonomy places the organism in Eukaryota, Viridiplantae, Streptophyta, Magnoliopsida, Proteales, Proteaceae. Gene Ontology annotation, molecular function: glycosyltransferase activity. Bases 75 to 1493 code for a protein of 472 amino acids. The transcript has 3 exons. The record is from RefSeq and is a predicted model, not a curated record.